Molecule: messenger RNA, 1650 nt
Organism: Thermochaetoides thermophila DSM 1495
Lineage: Eukaryota; Fungi; Ascomycota; Sordariomycetes; Sordariales; Chaetomiaceae
Exons: 1
Coding region: 1-1650 (549 amino acids)
Source: RefSeq, a predicted model, not a curated record
AUGACGACGGACAUUUUCGAAUCAUCUCGGCGGCCAGCAACGCUGCUCUUGGUAUCAGUCCUCCUUGAGCUUGCGAACGCGCAUGUCGUCCAUAAUCUUCCCAGACAGACUCCGGCGCCGACAAUAACCCUUCCAUAUCAUGUCCUGAACGUGGUAUCAUGGCCUCUGCGACCAACACCCCCUCCCAGACGGGACUUAUUCGCACUCCGGCAGCGACAAAGCAACACUGUCUGCGGCUAUAUUGGCGGUGAUUCGGCUCUUCCUGCAACAUGCGACGCUGGUUCCCAUUGUGUCUUGGAUACAGAGCAUAAUGUGAUUGGAUGCUGUCCGGAUGGGGUCGAAUCUUGUACCACUGGUGUCUUCACAGGCUGCGUUGAUGGCAACAGUGGUCCACAGACCGAGGCGAAUCCCUACGUCUACAGCUGCUCCGGCGGAGCAGUCUGUUACAAGAAUGUUUUCGAUGGCGGCUACUCUCAAUGGGGAUGCGGGACGGCAAGUGAUCUAGCGACAACGGUCCGGGUUAGCGCAAGCGGAGUCUCUACAGCCCUCGACCAUCCUACCGUCACUGUCUCCUUCACCCAAAGCGUCACGUCACUCGAUGAGCCGACGACCCUCGGAACCGUUACCAACGUUGAGGUCUCAAGUACAUCGAGUCUAACAAGUGCAUCAUUAUCUUCCACAACAACAUCAUCAUCCAGGUUAUCGGCGACCACAGCUUCAUCUUUAUCCUCGCAAACAUCGAUCACACGACCGUCCUCAACUUCACCAGAUACCGAAAACGCAGAUGUAGGGGCCUCUUCCACGUCAGCCCCUUCUGCCUCGACCAACGCCAAUUACCGUACAGGUGCCAUUGUGGGCGGCACUAUCGGCGGCCUGGCCGUCCUGAUCGCUCUAAUUUCGCUCGUGUUCUUCGUUAUCCGCCGGCGCAGCUCCAAUGUUAGAAAAGGACCAGGACCCGGCGGUAUUCGCAGCCAGCGGAUAAGUCCGCCAAAGCCCCAGGGAGGCACAGGUUUCGCAGCAUUGACUCAGGACGCCGAUGCAUUCGAGGUUCCCUCAUCGCACACACUGUUGCAUUACAAUCCCAACCCGAUGACCAUGUCAAAGAAUGCCCCCUCAUUAACAGCAACAGGGGCCGCCACAGCAAUAGCAUCUGGGGCACUACCGGCCGAAUCGAACAACGCAUCCAAUAACCCCGAUAUCCUCCCGCCGAUCAACGCCGGCCCAUCGAUUCCCUUCCAAACUCCCGCAGACGAUCUUGACCACGAUCACUCGCCCUACGCGUACAGAGGCGCGGAAAGCGCCUUAGCAGGAUCUGCCUACCAACCGCCUUCAGGCUACGCUCCGGGAAGUUCUACAGCCUACAGUUACCCGGUGAUGGGACGUACUCACGCCGCUAAUGACGGCUUCAACUCUCGCCUCGAGUCAGACCAGGUGCCACUGACCCGUGCGGCCGAGUUUGACGAAUUCCAUCAAGGCUUCCAGGCUGCGCUGGACAGGAUCGGCGAGGAAGACGAAGACAUGGCGCAUGAGCCCUACCGCGACAACCCCACCGGAUCAGACAGCGCGGCCGGCAACAGCCUUGUGCCACCGAGCAGCAGGCCGCUCUGGCAACAGAAUCGGAGACAGAGUAGGAAUAUGAUGUGGAUGUGA